CAUAUAAAUAUACAAAACACAAAUAACCAAAAAAAUAUUGAACGAAUCCUUAGGAUUUCACGCUCUUCCUCUUGUUUUCCUUCUCUUCCUCUUCUUCUUCUUCUUCUUCUUCCUUCUUCCAUUUUCCCUUUUCAAACUUCCCGCAUUAAUUUAACUGUUUGUUACCCUUCCCCCUCUUCCAUUUCACCCCUUUUCGACGUUUCUCAAUCCAUUCACCGCCGGCGAACUUCUCUCCCACUCUUUUUCCCAUCUGGGUCUCUCUCCGCCGGCGGAUUCCUCCACCCCAUGUUGCCCUUUCACUCCCUCUCCGCCGCUCAGGCCUCCCUUGGCCGGAAUCUCACUUUCUUUGAGACCCUUUGGUUUAAUUACUCCCAUGACAAGUCUGAUUACUUCCUCUUUUGCCAUAACAUUCUCUUCCUUUUCUUGAUUUUCUCCUUUAUUCCCCUUCCCCUUAUCUUCCUUGAGCUCUUGCAUGCUUCUGGGAUUCGUAAGUACAAAAUUCAGCCCAAGGUUCGAUUGCCAUUCAACGAGAUCUUCCGGUGCUACAAGGAUGUUAUGCGUAUGUUCUUUCUUGUUGUUGGCCCGCUUCAGCUCGUUUCAUUCCCUUCCAUUAAGAUGAUUGGGAUCAGAACGGGUCUACCAUUGCCUUCUGGGUUUGAAAUUGUUUCUCAAUUGGUGGUGUAUUUCAUGGUGGAGGAUUAUACCAAUUAUUGGAUUCAUAGAUUCCUCCAUUGCAAAUGGGGGUAUGAGAAAAUCCAUUGUGUUCACCAUGAAUACACUGCUCCUAUUGGAUUUGCAGCUCCUUAUGCUCAUUGGGCUGAGGUUUUGAUCCUUGGAAUUCCCUCUUUUCUUGGUCCAGCUAUGGUUCCUGGUCAUAUGAUCACCUUCUGGUUAUGGAUUGCUUUGAGGCAGAUUGAGGCCAUUGAUACACAUAGUGGGUAUGAUUUCCCUUGGAGUCUAACAAAAUUUAUACCAUUUUACGGUGGUGCGGACCAUCAUGAUUACCAUCACUAUGUUGGAGGGCAAAGCCAUAGCAACUUUGCUUCAGUAUUUACCUACUGUGAUUAUAUUUACGGAACUGACAAGGGGUAUCGUUAUCAAAAGAAGAUCCUUCAGAAGUUGAAGGAAGAAGUGAAGAACAGCGAAGAGUCGUCAUACUACAACACAGCUCAAAAUGUUAAAUCGGACUAGGCGAUUCAUAUUUUGAAGGAUGCGUAUUUUUUGGGUCGGUAGCAACGUGUUACGUUACAUGAUCUCUGAUUUGAAGUUUACUUGGUCGGGGACCGUAUCAUCAAGGAGGUAGUUAGGGAGUGGAAUGGGAUGGAAAUUAACAUGGGGUCUAUAAAAAAGUUUGUGUUUUUGUUUUUGGUUAGCUUAAUCUUCAGGGCUCAGAAUUCAGAUUCUCCGAUGGUGUGGUUUAACCUUAUUGUGCAGACAAAACUCCUAAUAUAUAUAAAUAUGUAUUCUGCUUGUGAA
Cucumis melo (muskmelon) is the source of this 1476-nucleotide messenger RNA. RefSeq names its product methylsterol monooxygenase 1-2-like. Lineage: Eukaryota; Viridiplantae; Streptophyta; Magnoliopsida; Cucurbitales; Cucurbitaceae. Gene Ontology annotation, biological process: sterol biosynthetic process. The record is from RefSeq and is a predicted model, not a curated record. The coding region runs from base 286 to 1191 and encodes 301 amino acids. The transcript is spliced from 5 exons. Gene Ontology annotation, molecular function: C-4 methylsterol oxidase activity; iron ion binding.